Homarus americanus (American lobster) is the source of this 1259-nucleotide messenger RNA. RefSeq names its product ribosome production factor 1-like. The coding region runs from base 29 to 1000 and encodes 323 amino acids. Lineage: Eukaryota; Metazoa; Arthropoda; Malacostraca; Decapoda; Nephropidae. The record is from RefSeq and is a predicted model, not a curated record. Gene Ontology annotation, cellular component: preribosome, large subunit precursor; nucleolus. Gene Ontology annotation, biological process: maturation of 5.8S rRNA; maturation of LSU-rRNA. The transcript is spliced from 6 exons. Gene Ontology annotation, molecular function: rRNA primary transcript binding.
CCGGUAUUACUAGGAGAGGAAGACAAGCAUGGCCGCCCCCAGCGAGGAGAUCGAGAUAGAGGAGACCCAGGAAGAAAUAGUACCUGAGAUUAGACCAUGCAAGCCUGCUAGGUCCAAUAUAAGUGAUAUUAAGAAUAAAAACAAGAGGAAAAAAUUAUGUAUAGAGUUGAAACGGAAGAAGAGAACGGAAAAGAUAAAGGAAAAAAAGGAUAGGAAGAAAGAAGCUAAAAGACUUGGAGAUGAUGCCCCUCCAAAAAAACAGCCCCACACUAUUGAGUCUUUACGUGAGAAAGACGAGACUAUGGUCGAUGAUGAAGACGAUGAAUUGGAGCAAGAGGAAGCAACAGAUACCUUUGCUUCUUAUUUUUCCAAGUCUUAUGUCCCAAAGGUUCUUGUAACAUGCAGUGACAACCCACAUACAAAAAGUAUAGCAUUUAUUCGUGAGCUGUGUCGUAUGAUUCCCAAUUCCCAACCAAUGUGGAGGAAGAGGUCUAGUAUUAAUAAGAUGAUCAAAAGGGCAACAGCGAAUGGCUUCACUGAUGUGGUCAUUGUUAAUGAGGACAAAAGAAUACCAAAUGGCCUCCUAGUUGUUCACUUACCAGAGGGACCCACAGCACUUUUCAGGCUAAGCAAUCCAAAACUUUGUAAAGAAAUCCAUAGAGACCACAAAGAAAUAUCAGGGCAUAGACCCGAGGUAAUUCUCAAUAACUUCAAGACUAGGCUGGGACGAGUUGUGGCUCGAAUGCUGGGUGCCCUCUUCCAUUAUGAACCAGAGUUUAAGGGGCGAAGAGCAUGUACCUUCCAUAACCAGAGAGAUUAUAUAUUCUUCCGCCACCAUAGGUAUGAAUUUAAGAACCAAGAGAGAGUAAAAUUGCGAGAGAUGGGUCCAAGAUUUACCUUACGACUGCAGUGGUUACAGCAAGGGGCCUUUGAAGGAGAUUAUGAAUGGGCUCUCAAGAGACAUGAAAUGGAAACUUCCAGAAGAAAAUUUUUCCUUUAAUUAGGAUAUCUAGUAUUCUUUCCAAUCAUUGUUUUGUUAUUAAAUUGCAGAAAAUUUGGUAUUCAAUAAUUAUAUAUUGGAAUACAUCACUUUAAACAUGUAAAAAAUCCAGAGUUUUUGCACAUGAAUCCACAAUAAAUUUCUUGAGCCUUCUAUCUUUAUAGUAUUGUACCUUCUUAUAAAGUGGUUAUCUUUUGGUACUUCAUGUGUUGAAGGAUAUGAUUGUUGAGUUUAAUAAAUUUUUAGAUCUCUGUCAUAA